AUGAACGUCAGCCGCCAACUUCACGACAGUCAGCGAGUAAAAACAGCGGUGUCAAACUGUGCGCUAGUUAGCUCGUGGUUUAGUUUCGGUGGCGCCCGCGGCCGGCCCGGUACCGUCUCACGCCCUCCGACUGACAUUGGACCGAACUCGCAAACAAUCCACGAACCAAUGUGCAUUUAAUCACACAACAAUUAAUGAAACAAAAUGUGCCGAAUCCAGUUUCUGCUAGCAGUCGCCGCUGUGACUAUAAACGUAGCUCAAUCGUGGGAUUUAGCCGUAACGAAUAAGGACCAAAUAGAAUUCUACACAAAUGGCACGAAGGUAGCUCAGGGCUACAAGUUCGGGGAGCUAACAGCCUUAGCCUACGACGCCGUCCACAACAUGCUUCUCUUCGUGGACAGACAGAACGACAACGCUUCCAUAUUUAGCUAUCACCUAGCCACUAAGAAAUAUCAGCCUUUAGUUAGAAAGAGAUACCUAUAUGAGAACAUUCAAGGGUUAGCGUUUGAUCCAGUGACGAGCAAACUGUUCUGGACGGAUGCUAGAGAUAGAAGCAUCUACUGGAUCUCGCUCGCUCCAGGGUCCAAGAAUGAUGUUUACGGCAACCUACUGAUAAAAAUGGACGAUGAAAUACCGAGAGCUAUUGCUGUUGAUAGCUGUAGAGGAUACAUCUACUGGUCCAACACCAACAUAACAAACCCUACAAUCGAACGUGCGCGCUUCGACGGUUCGGAAAGGAAGGUGAUGAUCAACAACACCAACCUACUCUACAUGCCGGUGAGCAUCGCCAUCGACCAGCACUCCCGCCGCAUGUACUGGGCCGACGACAAGGAGGGCAUCCACUUCUCCAUAGAGAGUUCAGACCUCGACGGCAAAGACGUCCAAGUAGAACUAGCCGGACAACAUCACCAGCCCAACAGCUUAGCCCUAUCCAAAGACACCAUCUACUGGAUAGACUGGGGAUCGAAAAUCAUGUGGAAGCUCCCCAAACAUGGAGACAGGGAAACGGAACCAAAGGAAGUAGCCAUGUUCGAUGAUGAGACACCUUUCGGCAUCGUUGCUAAUUACAAAAUUGAAGAUCAGACCAGAGACGUCCCAGAAUGCGAUAAGUUAGCUAAAUUGAUGGCGAACCGAACGGCAAUAAAUGACACUUUUACACCAGUGCCUAAGAGAGAAGGACUUUACUGCUUGCACGGGGAGGUUUUGAAUGGGAAGAUGGCAUGCAAAUGUACUGUUGGGUACUUCGGUCCACGAUGUGAGUCGUCGGUCUGUCAAAACUACUGCUUGCAAGGUGACUGUAGCGUCACAAGUGAUGGGCAGCCAACUUGCAGAUGUAAAGACGGUUUCUCUGGCGAGCGGUGUGAAGUAAAUGUGUGUGAGAACUACUGCCUGAAUGAUGCGACCUGCCGCCUCAAUGCUGAGACUAAAUUACCACAAUGCUCGUGUCUGGGAGACUACGAGGGCACCCGGUGUGAAGUGAUGAAGAUUGCUGUCACUGAGACGCCUGUGAAACCCGAAGUUCCUUGCAACUGUACAAACGACUCAAACGGAACGAAAGCAUCGGCAGCUGCAUCAUCAGAGGCUCAGUCGAAUGACGGUAUCAUCGGUGACUCCUGUGAUGCCUGGGACCCGGUCCGGGACCCCAUCAUGAUGGUCCUGGGCAUCCUGUGCGGAGCCCUGUGCGUGGCGUGCGCUGUUCUCAUCACCAAGAUACUACACUUGAAGAAACGACCAAGGAUAAAGAAGCGAAUCAUUGUGAACAAAAACGUAACACCAUUGACUGCACGGCCCGACCAGUGUGAGAUAACUAUUGAGAAUUGCUGUAACAUGAACAUUUGUGAAACCGAUGAAUGCCGACUUGAGCAGGCCAUCAUGCAAUCAGUAUAGCGCAUCACCUAAGCCAUGUUUCGAGCCAAGGUCGACGAUACGACCAACUCUACUAGACGCUAAGCCCGGUAAGGAAGAAAAGAGGAACCUUAUUGCAAAUAUGGAACAACCGGAUGAUUUCUAAUAUAAACUUCUGUUUAGGAAUAAAAUGUACAAUAAUUUUUGGCAGAAAUCCAAAGGAAUAUUGUGAUAUUUGAUAUAGGAAUGCGUUUCAAUGGCUAAAUUUUAUUAGCAUUUCAACGCUCGGCUGUGUUGGGUAGGGGCUUAAGAGGGUAUGGGCAUUUGUCAACACUGUUUUAUUUAGGGGUUCAGAAUCAGUUACUCUAGAAGAAUGAUAAUUCAGUUUUAGAAUCGAUCACAGAUAAGAACCACUUAGAUCACGUAUUUAAUAUAUUCAAUAGAACAGUGUUAACAAAAGUCCUUUGCGAUUGAUAGAAAUAGAGAUUGAUUACUUGGAGUGAUUAAUAACAAUUUUAAAUCUUCGGUGGAAUUGUAAAAACAAUGAAUAAGUCAUAGGGCCGGAGCAGUAGCGAUCAAUAGCUUACAUUAUUUAAGUACAUGCUUGUGUUUGGUUCGAGUCAGUGGGGAAUGAAGAACAUUUGCCUUUCCAGCAAUCAGCUGAUCCUUAUAAGCGCCUUUUUAGAAGCAAUAUUGUAAAAACAUUCAUUAAGUUUGAUAGAGGGGGAACAUAUUUUCCAAAGCCUUUAGAUGUUUUGAUACUGUACAAAUGAAAGAAAUCAAUGAAGUUGGCUUAAACUACUUAAAUUGGCUGUAAUCUGUUGUCAUAAAAUCAUGUGUUUUGAUUUAUUUUAUUCAAAUGACUUUUUAUUAUUAUUUUCGUGUGUAGGUAUUUUGUGUUCUUAUCAUGUUUUUCAUAUCAUAAACAAAAUGUACAGUUGUGGACAAACGGUAGAGCUUGUGUUUGAAUGUUUUUGAGCAUGUGACAUUUCUUUAGUCUUCUGACAUGCCAGUGCAUGCUUUUACUUAAUUUAGAUCAUAUAAAUUUGAUUUUGUCCAUAUCUGUUUAAAAAUGUGUUCUUCCAUGAUGCAUGAAGGAGUUUCGAUAAAAAAAGACUUGUUAACUAUUUUUAAACAUAAUGGGAGUGAGAGAUACUAUGUAGAUAUAAACAUAUUAUAUCAGACUAUUUUAUAUUCAGUGAGCAAAUGGUUGUUAUUUUAAUUUCGAUGCCUCAAAUUCCAUUUGCAAGGUGCGUAAGAUAUUUGGUGAAAAUGUUUAAGUUUAUUUAAGUAAAUCAUUAUGUUCCUAGUAGGUAAUUAUGAAAUGUGCUAAAUUAUAUUUAUUUAUUAUGCGAACUAACAGUUCAGACUUCUGUUACGUAGAAUCUCAGUUACUUAACAUUGAUUGUUUGACAUUUAAUUUUAACAGUUAUUUUUAUAGUAAAGUCAGCUGCAGAUACAUUAUAACAUCUAUCAAUAUGUGACGUGAAUCUGUAGUGAACUGUACUUUUCUGAUUAUAUCCGUAACUCGCCAAUUGACAUCCAAAAUUAUCAAUACAUUUAUAAUUACGUAGUUUGAAAUUGAAUGCAGUGGGGCAUGCAGGUGUUAUUUGCCUUAAUACUUAAUUUCAUAGUACUUAGCAAUAGAUAGGAAACUUUUUGAUUUUAUUACAAAAUAAUUAAAAAUUAUAUCUACAUUUUCUAUCAUAAUAUCUAUUCAUAAGUAAAUCUGAAAUCCAUCAAGACCGGAGAAUAAUAAACAUUAAUUAUUUUGUAAUAAAGCCAAGUUGACAGUAACAAUUUAUUAGUACUUAGUUACCAUAGUCGUGGAUUGAUAAUAUCCACAUCAGAAAUGUGAUAUUAUUAAAUCUUUGUAUAAGAUAUUAAUUAGUUUUUAAAUUUUAAUAAAAAAUAAAAUGCAUUGCACUUUA
Messenger RNA from Plutella xylostella (diamondback moth), 3776 nucleotides. RefSeq names its product Low-density lipoprotein receptor repeat domain-containing protein cueball (gene cue). NCBI's taxonomy places the organism in Eukaryota, Metazoa, Arthropoda, Insecta, Lepidoptera, Plutellidae. Gene Ontology annotation, biological process: canonical Wnt signaling pathway. The record is from RefSeq and is a predicted model, not a curated record. Gene Ontology annotation, cellular component: plasma membrane. Gene Ontology annotation, molecular function: Wnt-protein binding; Wnt receptor activity.